Molecule: messenger RNA, 2070 nt
Organism: Aspergillus homomorphus CBS 101889
Lineage: Eukaryota; Fungi; Ascomycota; Eurotiomycetes; Eurotiales; Aspergillaceae
Product: Zn(II)2Cys6 transcription factor
Exons: 9
Coding region: 39-1655 (538 amino acids)
Biological process (GO): positive regulation of transcription by RNA polymerase II
Cellular component (GO): nucleus
Molecular function (GO): zinc ion binding; transcription cis-regulatory region binding; DNA-binding transcription factor activity, RNA polymerase II-specific
Source: RefSeq, a predicted model, not a curated record
CCGAUAACCAGCCAGAGUACAGAUCUGAGCACAACGUGAUGAGGGGAUGUCUGACCUGCCGCCAGCGCCAUAUCAAAUGUGACAAGACCGAGGACCAGUGUCUUCGCUGUCGGCGAUCGGGACGAGAAUGCAUACCCGCGCCUACAAAACCAGAAGAGGUCACUUUUCGCCAUGGCCAGAACCCUUCGCUGCGACCCAGCGGUCCCCCGCGAUACGGAGAGAGUGACCUCGUGUUUCCAACCGACCAAGUGUGGGUUUCGUUGCCGACUCAAGUUUCUUUCGAAGAUGAAACAGACCGAACUGCGGCGGAUUAUCGAGUGGUGUCCCUGGAUGGUUCGCCCUUUCACCUGAAACAUGCGCCCGAAAACUUACCUUCGUCACCCAACGGGGCGCUGCACUCGCCUUUUGCCUCGCAUUCGCUUCAGUCUCCUAACUUCGCAGGACCAUCUCGAGCUCGCUCGGUUCAGCGCCCUGUUGUCCCACACAUACCCUUCCCGUCGACAGAUUUUGCCAGCGCACAGAAGCUGCGUAGUUUCAACGAAGCCUUCCUCCUCCGACAUUUCCGAAAGACACUCGGUCCCUGGCUAGACGUGUGCGAUAGUCAGAGUCAUUUUUCCGUGGAUGUGGCCGAACGAGCACCCGCACACCCUCUCUUGUUAUACGCGUGUCUCGCCAUAUCAGCGCGCCAUCUUUCUUACACGAACAACACCGUUCCGCCAGAAACUGCAGAUGGAUAUCAUGAGCGAUGCAUUGAGAUCCUCAAGACGGUUCUGGAAAACAGGGACUACGGAAUCAGCAUUGAUAUACUCCUUACUUCUACCGUAAUUCUACGGUUUUUCGAGCAGAUAUCCUCUCACAGUCCCUCGAAUGACCUCCAAAGUCACCUUCUCGCCGGUUCCGUAUAUAUCAGCUCCCAACUAGACUGUGCCGUAUCUGGGGGACUUGCAGAAGCCUCUUUCUGGGUCUUUGUGAUGCAGGAUAUACAGUUCGCGUUGAUGUUUCAAAGACCUUUACGUUUGACUUUGAGUCCGUUCGCAGAGAAGCUUUAUCCUGCAUGGCAACACAGGACGGCUCAGGAUGACCGGGACUGGACGCAUAAAGCCAUCUGGCUUCUCGCGGAAACAAUCAACUACUGUUAUGGAGCAGAAAACUCGGUACACAUAGAUCCGAUUGAUGGCAAUGCUUUGAGGCAACGAGUUAAUGCCUGGGAAAGGAUGAAACCAGACACAUUCAGGCCGUUACACUAUUCCGGCCGAGAUCCGGGAUGUGGAAGGCCUUUUCCAGUCAUCUGGUUCACCAACACAUUACAUGCUGCGGCAAUACAACACAUCUCUAUGGCCAAGAUCUUGUUCCAGCAACAUGAGCUUCAAGCCAUGCAACCGAUGCCACAGAUCAGAGAGGCCAUCCAGGGAUUUGAGGACGAAAUCAUUCUUAAUCUGGGAACCAUUUUCGGCAUAGCCCUGUCGGCAGAGAAUGAUCUAGCCUUACGGAUCAUGGCAGGGCAUGCACUCUGCGCAUGCGGUACUUGGAUCCGUGACUCGCUGGCUCAAACAUGCCUACUGGAUCUUUUACGCAGGACAGAGGUCGAGAACGGGUGGCCUUGGGCAUUUGUUAUACAAAAGCUCAGUCAAGAAUGGCACCAGACUGCAAGAUAACGACCUGAGCGUCAGGCACACUUCGAGCUUCAAAUUGUGUCGAUCGCAUACCUUCAAUCGGCUGGACAACUGCUGAAUUACAGUCGAAGAUCGCUGGCUCAUAUGUCACAGAACUUCAGGUUUGUUGCAUCGAGGCUUGCGCCGCUUAUUUCCGGCGCCACCCGGUGGCCAGCAAUGCUCGGCCGGCCCGACAUCAUGGCGCUUAUUUGCAGACUGCAUAUGAUCAAGGGGCAAUCACAGAAUGUCCCGUCUGCAUAAGCAAAGAAAUGCACGCCUACUUUGGCGGCAAGACGAGCGAACACAUCACGAUUGUGUUUAAGUCAGACGUCUGCCCUAUUUACUCCCUACAGCAACCGCGGAACGUUGCAAUCCGAUUCAAAAAGUUAUUUCCUUUAUGAUACCAUAGAAUCUCAGG